CUUCGACUCAACAUGCCCCUUCUAACUCAAAGCGACGCUCUGCAAAUUUUGCUCCUAGCAUUUGGCAUGAUACUUUCUUGAAAUAUGCUGAUUCCGAAUUUUCGGCAAGGAGAUUUCUCUUCCCUACAGUUUCACUAUCAAAGAGUCCCACCAACGACUCCUGAGUUCUCUCUGCAUUUCUUCUCCUAUAAUCAAGUUGUAGAUACCUUCCGCCGUUUUCUCAACUCGGGCCUCACUCUCUUCAUCCUCCAAGUCUGACUCUAUUACCUUGUUUUUAGCUUUCUUGCCCUCAUCAUCAAUCCUCUUAGUAGCGCUACCGUUCCUCACAAUGGUCGCAAAGGAUGGGGUUCCUCCCGGUGCACCAAAACCAUGCCGCUGACUGUCUAUAACUGGUUGUGGGCUGCAUACCACCAUAUCCACACCGUCUUUCAUCUCUUCUACCUCCAUCCAUUCCUCCACUCAACAUUGGCCAUGUCCCUUAAGUAUUCAUCUCCUUUCCCUGACUUUCUCACCUUCUUUCCUAAUCUAUGGAGAAUCUCGCCUUCCUUCCACAUUCUCUCCCUUGGGUCAUACUGACGAGGGGUCCCUCCCCAGACGAAGCCACCAUGCAUGGCCUCCCCUUUAAUUUAUGCAAUUCCUAGAUCUGUUCCUCAUCAAGCCCAUUUCCUUUCCUUGAUAGUCAUGCCAACAGAGUGGGCGGGCUGGGGGAAUCAACGAAACCAUGAAACAAGAACUUCAAAUGCAUAAAAAGAAGGUGAAGAUGUAUUUGUCUUCUAAUGACAAUAAUAUCUUACAAAAGUUAUGUUUAAUAGAUUCAAUUCAACAUUUGAGUAUAUCUUAUCAUUUUCAACAUGAAAUUGAUGAAAUAUUAGCCCAAAUCCACAAUGAUUUUACCAACAAUAAUGACCUUGUUACAAAAGAAUGCGAUCUUCACUUUAUUGCAUUACUUUUUCGUUUAUUUCGACAAAAGGGAUAUUACAUUUCAUCAGAUAUUUUCAACAAAUUCAAGAAUAGAAGGGGAGAAUUCGAUGAAAUAACUGAUGUUCAAGGAAUGUGGAGCUUGUAUGAAGCUGCACAAUUAAGAGUUCAUGGAGAAGAUAUAUUAGAGGAAGCACAUGAAUUCACAUACAAUAGACUUAAGUCUAUCACCAAUCAAUUGAGUCUAUCUCUUGGUGACCAAAUCAAUCAAAGUUUAGGACAACCUUUUCACAAGGCAAUUCCAAGAAUGAAGGCAAGGUCAUAUAUAUCUUUCUAUGAAAAAGAUCCUUCAUGUGACAAGGUUGAUCUUCUAAACUUCGCAAAAUUGGAUUUCAAUAUGGUGCAAAAAUUGUACAAAAAAGAAAUUGGUAGCAACACCAAGUGGUGGAGAGAAUCAGAUUUUGCAACAACGGUUCCUUAUGCAAGAGACAGGAUAGUUGAAGUAUUCUUUUGGCCUUUUGCUAUGAACUCUGAUCCUAAAUAUAGCACUGCAAGACAAAUAAUAACCAAAUUGGUUUUAUGUAUCUCUCUUAUGGAUGAUACUUAUGAUGUUUAUGGCACGGUUAAAGAACUUGAACUCUUCACUAGAGCAAUCCAAAGAUGGGAUAUUCGUUACAUUGAAUCUCUUUCAGAGUGCUUUAAAGUUGUUUUCAAUGCAAUUGUGGAAUGUUUGAUGGAAAUAGACGUUUUCAUGAAUGAUGUGAAUGGAGACUCAAGCUUAGUAAUGCAACAUGUUAAACAAGCCUUUUCUAAUUUUGUACAAGGUUACAUGGUUGAAGCAAAAUGGUGCCAUGAAGGCUAUAUUCCAACAUAUGAUGAGUACAAGAUUAACGGAGUUCUCACUUCAGCAAAUCCAUUGUUUACAACAGUGUUCACUGCCUUCGGAGAAUCUGCAACCAAAGAAAUGUUUGGUUGGAUUUCGAAUAUUCCGGUCAUCUUAAAAGCCACAUCACUUGUUUGCAGACUACUAAAUGAUUUGGCCUCACACAAGUUUGAACAACAAAGGGAACAUGUUGCUUCUGCAGUAGAAAGUUGCAUGAAGCAAUAUGACUUUUCAAAAGAGGAGGCCUAUGAAUUUAUUAAAAAGGAUAUCAAUGAUUCUUGGAAGGAUAUGAAUGAAGAGUAUCUCAAGUUAACUGAGAAAAUCCCAAGAUCCAUCCUUGAUUGCAUUGUUAAUUUGGCACGCAUAUGUGAGUUUCUAUAUGCAGACUUUGAAGAUAAAUACACCAACUGUGAACUUCUGAACGAUCACAUCAUGGCACUGCUUUUGGACCCCAUCAUCGUGUAGCAGUUUCCUCAAGAAAUAAAUUGUUUAACAUUUGUUCUAAAUAAAUAACUCUAACAAAUUUUAUUAUAAUAUAAUUAAGAAACUGAUACUAAAAUCUUUUUUAUCUCAUUCUUA
Arachis ipaensis is the source of this 2380-nucleotide messenger RNA. Lineage: Eukaryota; Viridiplantae; Streptophyta; Magnoliopsida; Fabales; Fabaceae. The record is from RefSeq and is a predicted model, not a curated record.